AUGAUGAAGCUGGUGGUGUUGUCCUGCCUGUUGGCUGCCGCAUCCGCGGGUCUCAUCACUCCCCUCACUUAUUCGGCACCCUACGGAUACUACGGAUUUGGAGCUCCGUUCGCCUACAGCGCGUCUCUUCUGGCGCCUCACAACUACCGAGGUCCUCUGUCUCUAGCUCCCGGCCAACCUGCUAACAUUCUUGGUGCUGAUGGAAGACCUCUUGAUACCCUGGAAGUCAACUUGGACCGUUCCGCCCACCUGACCGCGAAGGCACUCGACAGUGGCAUCCAUCUUCUGAAGAAACGCUCAGUGGCGGGUCUCAUCACUCCUCUCACUUAUUCGUCGCCAUACGGAUACUACGGACUUGGAGCUCCCCUCACCUACAGUGCAUCUCUCCUGGCGCCUUCCAACUACCGAGGUCCUCUGUCUCUAGCUCCAGGACAACCCGCUAACAUUCUUGGUGCUGAUGGAAGACCUCUUGAUACGCUGGAUGUCAACUUGGACCGUGCCGCGCACCUAACCGCAAAAGCACUUAACAGUGGCAUCCAUCUCCUGAAGAAACGCUCAGUGGUGGCUCCGAUCGUUGCCACUCCAGUCACCCAUAUCGCCACUCCACUGAUCACUCCCGCUGUACCUCUUACCUAUAGAUCACCUUAUGCCACGACUGCUUACAUUUCCCCAAUCCCACAUGCCUCUUUAACAACACAGACCACUUUCAAGAUGAUAAAGCUGGUGGUGUUGUCCUGCCUGUUGGCUGCCGCAUCUGCGGGUAUCAUCGCACCCCUCGCUUACACCGCGCCACUUGUCUACAGUGCAACUGUUCUGGCGCCCUCCAACUACCGCGGACCCCUGUCCCUGGCUCCCGGUCAACCUGCUAACAUUCUCGCUGCUGAUGGCAGGCCUCUGGACACCUUGGAAGUAAACUUGGAUCGCUCUGCUCACUACACCGCAAAGGCUUUGAACAACGGUUUCCAUCUCCUGAAGAAACGUUCCGUCGUCGCUCCCGUAGUAGCUGCUCCCAUCGCCCGCCUUGCCUCCCCACUGAUCACCCACACUGUACCUCUUACCUACGCUGCACCUGUAUUUAGCACCGCGCACCUUGCCCCUCUUGCGUACACACACACAGCAGUCACUCGUGUCUUAUAA
Parnassius mnemosyne (clouded apollo) is the source of this 1137-nucleotide messenger RNA. NCBI's taxonomy places the organism in Eukaryota, Metazoa, Arthropoda, Insecta, Lepidoptera, Papilionidae. The record is from the annotation of a GenBank genome assembly.